CAGGUCACAAGAUGCUAGAGCUAAAUUCAAGCAGCGCGGGGCCGAUGACCGCUUCCUAAGGCACGUGGGGUGCGCGGACUUUAGCCGGCCUGCUGUUGUCCUGCAUCAACAUUAAUAGCGCUAGAAGACGAAGGGAAGGUCCUUUCGCCUGGUGACUAAGUCACGCCCGCGCCUCGCGGCCUGUGCUAAAACACGCGCACGCUAUAGCGAAUCUUGCGAGUUUUGGUGUUUGAGUCUAAACAACUUUGUCUGCGUCAGAAGUAGACUUUGUAGGCAACUAACGUCGAGCGAUGGAGGCGACGAACGCGACUGGAGCUCCGCCUGCGGCGCCGCGCGAGGAUCUCUCGUUGGCACUCCGGAACCUACCGCCUGGGACGCUGUCCGGUCUGGACGCGCUCUGUGACCACGCAUUUUGGUUGAAUGCGCUGCGUCAAGCGGAGGUGGGCAUAUCGAAUGAGGACAUAUUCCGCUUCCGGUUUCAGGAGAUUUGCAAGGCCGCCUCCAGCCGUCUGGCCUUCCUGGCGGGCAGCGGCGAGUACACGUCCUUCAACCUGCGCUACCUCAUCACGCAGCUGGUGGAGCAAUGCGAGGACAUGCACAGCUACACACGCCGGCUGGAGAAGUACGUGGUGAAGCUGCAGAAGCGCGUGGAGUCCCUCGAGGCGGAGCAGCUGGCGACGCAAGCGGAGCAGGCGGCGGCGCAGGCAGAGCGGGAGCAGCAGCACCAGCAGCAGCUGCGCGCUGCGGCGGCGGCCACGGCGGCGGCAGUUGCGGUGGCCGGGACGGGGCAAUCCGGGGCAACAGCGGCAUCUCUGCCGGCAGUAAAGCAGGAGUCGUCCAUGGAGAACAGCAAAAGGCGCAGCAGCGCGAGCGCGGAGUCGGGCGAUGGCGAGCCUUAGCAGGUGCCCGGGGCAUUGCAACCGCAUUUGGAAGCAUCUCAAAUUGUGCUUCCACCUUACCAAUGCAUGAAACAAAGGCUGUAUGGAAGCAGGCUUGGCCUGCCUCAUGAAGCUCACAUGGAACCAAACAAUAAACGACAGAGAUAGUACUUCAGCACAUUAUUUCAUGUAGUACGGCACGCAAGGGGCGCUGAUACCUGCACAUCCUAGUACGCGUUGAAAAUGGUUUCAUCGUGUCCAUCAUAAGUUGUUAUCGGGCUAGCAGCGCUCAUCUGGUAUGGUGCGGUGCAACCAGCCGCACGCCUGCGACGGGAUGCGUGUUAUUGUUGUUACUGCUUGAUAUGAGGCUUUACAUGACCUGCACCGGUGCCGUGAGGAGAUGAGAAGUACGGGGAGCGUGGGUAUUCACAGGAGUGAGCAUCCUAUAUGCACGCCUAUUAGCAGGGAACCUAACUAAUGCAGUCGAAAUUUUUGGUUUUGGUGUGUCACUCCGGCGACCCAUGUAUGUCAGUAAAGUGUAUCAUGUCAGGGCGGUGUGCCGUUUUGGGGGCAGGCAGAGUCCUGCGUCCUUUUUUACCAUGUCGGCCCGGCGCCAAACCUUCUCAUAACCAUCUCUGGACGCCCCCGAUUGCGGCACACCACUCGAUCGGAACUGUAUGUGCGCCAACACGCGGGGCUCGGGAGCAUGGUGGCUUUGUGUUGCGCCUCCCUAGUAGGCGGCGCGCAUUUGGUGCCGCUAAGUGCCCAUCAGUGCCUCCGCACAGCCGUGCCACGGUUGCCGAAGGGGUUGCAUCCCGGGCGAGAAGAGAAAUGGGAACACGCAGUGCUUGAUGACGAGUUGGAUGGUGUUCAAGGGGUGCAACGCACGCUGCUGUGGAGCGUGCCCGCACGAGAAUGACUGGGAUGGAGGCUGGGGAAUAAUACACGGGCAAGAGUUUUGAGGCUCCACGAGUAAAGAGAUACCCAUGAGUUCCAGCUUAUUGGGGCUGCGUUCAGAAGAGAUGACGUGCACAAGAGUUCAGGUCCCUUGCCCUUGGUGCGGUUGAUGCACCAAGGCGCCUCAUAAUCUGAUGGAAGCGGAGAUGGAAGCGGAAGGCCAGGACGAAUGGGUGUGGUGUUUCGGGAUGGGAUAUGCUGAGACUGGUGCGUGGGCAUGGUACCGAUGCCGUAUAGCCAAAGCCACAUUGUUGCUUCGUGUGGGAGCAUGGCGAUGGCGAUAGCGCCUCAAAUGCCCCCGGUCUGCCGGACAGUGACAGUCUGCUGGCGAGGGUGGGCUGUAAACAGUAAAGCAC
Molecule: messenger RNA, 2191 nt
Organism: Chlamydomonas reinhardtii
Lineage: Eukaryota; Viridiplantae; Chlorophyta; Chlorophyceae; Chlamydomonadales; Chlamydomonadaceae
Exons: 4
Coding region: 291-899 (202 amino acids)
Source: RefSeq, a predicted model, not a curated record